This is a messenger RNA of Drosophila willistoni, 2296 nucleotides long. It is a transcript of the gene RunxA, whose product is annotated as protein lozenge. NCBI's taxonomy places the organism in Eukaryota, Metazoa, Arthropoda, Insecta, Diptera, Drosophilidae. Gene Ontology annotation, molecular function: DNA-binding transcription factor activity, RNA polymerase II-specific; ATP binding; RNA polymerase II cis-regulatory region sequence-specific DNA binding. The transcript is spliced from 5 exons. The record is from RefSeq and is a predicted model, not a curated record. Gene Ontology annotation, cellular component: nucleus. Gene Ontology annotation, biological process: regulation of DNA-templated transcription. The coding region runs from base 62 to 2152 and encodes 696 amino acids.
ACAACAUAAUCUCUACAGCGGCAAUAGCAAUUACUACAACAACAACAACAACAGCCACAAAAUGCAUUUAACUACAACAACAAGCAACACGACGUCAUCGACGGUCAACAAUAAUGCAAACAACAAUAACAACAACAACAAUACAAGCAGCAACAAUAGCAACAACAAUAACACAAGCAACACAAAUGGCUCCAACAACAACAACAAUAACAACAGCAGCUCCAGCAACAACAACAACAACAAUAACAAUAAUAACAACACAGAACAAAACACACCACCCACACCCGCCCAACUGCUAAACGAAGCCUACACAAAAAUGACAUCAGACAUUUUGGCCGAAAGGACACUGGGCGAUUUCCUUACCGAACAUCCCGGCGAACUGAUACGGACCAGCAGUCCCCUAUUCGUUUGCACAGUCCUGCCGCCGCAUUGGCGUUCCAAUAAAACACUACCGGUGGCCUUCAAGGUUGUCUCACUCGGCGACAUAAUGGAUGGCACCAUGGUCACCGUGCGAGCGGGCAACGAUGAGAACUAUUGCGCCGAGCUGCGCAACUGUACCGCCGUUAUGAAGAAUCAAGUGGCCAAAUUCAAUGAUCUGCGAUUUGUCGGACGAAGUGGUCGAGGGAAAAGCUUUACCUUAACCAUCACCGUAUCAACGAAUCCACCGCAUAUAGCCACCUACAAUAAGGCGAUCAAAGUGACUGUCGAUGGGCCACGGGAGCCACGCUCCAAGACCAUGUUAUCCCUUUUAGGACAGCAACAACAAUUCCAUUUCGCCUUUGGCCAGCGACCAUUUCACUUCUCGACGGAUCCAUUAUCUGGUUUUCGUAUGCCACCAAUUGGCAAUUGUCAGAGUGCCAGCAAUACACAUUGGGGCUAUGGCUCAGCGGCAUCGGCCUAUUCACCCUAUUUGGCCAGCAGUGGAUUGUCAUCGUGUACUACCCCAACAUCGGCACAGUUUAAUAAUCCGGCAUUGGGUUUUACCUGCUCAUCAAAUGAUCAGAGUAACAAUCAAGAUUUUGGCGGUGCCACCAAUCGUGAUUGUGUGCCAAUGUUACCCGAUUCGACAGCCAGUGAUUUGGAUCAGCAUUUGAGCAGUUUGGUGGGCUCAACCAGUGGUCAGAUGACCCAUCACAGUCUCCUGGGUGCCACUGGGCAGACAUCCAUCUCGUCGACGGUGAAUGGAGCAAGUGCUGGCGGCGCCACAGCGGGCAGUGUGACUGGCGGUGGCACUGCGGGCACUGGUGGCAGUGGCGGCGGUGGCGGGGCCACCAAUUCAAUUCUAGUGCCACGAUAUCACACAAAUGCCAGCAACAAUGAUUACAAUGUGCAUUCCAGUCAGAAUGGUCCACGAAGCUUGAGCGAUUCAUCGCAGGCCGAGUCACCGGUGCAGGAGGAUCUCCUAUCGACAAACACACCAAAUUUGGGUGGCAGUGGCACUGGGGCAGCUAAUGGCGGCAGUGGGGCAACUGGCGGUGGCACUGCUGGCACUGGCAGUGGGAUCUCAUCACCCGGCUCGGGGGCAGUUGGAGCUGGCGGUGUGGCCUCCAUGCUGGUGGGAUCCAAUCAAAAUUUCCAAGCUCAUGUGUCUCAGCAUGUUUCCGCUUCAUCGGCCUAUGUGAGUGGUGGUGGUGGCGGCGUUGGCGGCGGUGGUGGUGGAGGCGGCGGCGGUGGCGGUGGCGGCGGAGGAGGCAGUGGUGCCGGCGGAGGCAAUGUUCAACAUGGCAGCACCAAUGGUGGUGGCUCCCUCUAUCCCGUUCUUCCUGCCAGUCUCCUCUAUUCGCAACUUUACACGGCUGCCAAUCAAUCGGCUCACGGUUUCCAUUCGCACACUCUGGCCCCGGCCCAUGCUGCGGCCCAUUCGCCGAACUCCUCGGUUCAUGGGGCCGAGCUGCAGAGUGUCAUGGAUCACAUUAGCAAUGUGGGCGUGGGGGUGGUGCGCCAUCAGCAGCAUCAUCACAACAUUAUGUCAGCAGCCGGCGGUGGCGGACUCACCCAUCCGGGGGAUCUCACUUUAAUUGGCAAUUGUGGGGCGUCGGUGCGCAAUAUCGAAGAUGGCAAUGUGACAAAUCGACAGGUGGCCGCCUUAGCUGCCCAUCGCGGCCACCACAAUCCCACUGAUAAUGGGGGCAGCGUUUGGAGGCCAUAUUGAGGUCAGGUUUUGUGGUGCGGCUCUGCGGUUCUAUAGUGUGAGGAGGUGGAGGAGCAUCACCAAAUUUUCGGCGACUAUUAACACAGAAAACCCAAUGUCAUUCUCCAUUUUGGAUGACUUUUUGUAUAUAAUCAUAGGCAAGCA